CAAUCUCUGUCUCUUUGUCUGACUAAACAUUAUUGCCUGGUACUUGGUACUCGGUUCUGCGAUAGCUCCUCAACAUUCGACAGCAUGCCUAUACAACUCCUGGCUUUUGUCUUUCUCUUCUGUCUUCCUUGGAUUUUCUUCUUGCUGUUCAAAACUUCUUCCCCUGCUGCAACCAUCAAGAAGAAGAACAAGCUCGUUUCUCCACCCACGACGGUCCUCCCAAAAACAUACCCUGUAAUUGGUUCCUAUUUAGACCUUCUAGCCAACUUCGACCGCCGUGUCCUGUGGUUCUCCGAUAUCGUCCUCAUAUCACCCGCCAAUACAUACGUCCUCCACCGCUUCCUGGGCCAGCGAGCUGUCAUUACCGGCAACCCCGCCGUCGUACAACACAUUCUGAAGACUCAUUUCCCGAUUUACCAAAAAGGCCAAGCCUUUCGCGAAACGCUCACAGACUUUCUAGGCAACGGCAUCUUCAACACGGACGGUGACACGUGGAAGUUCCAAAGGCAAGUCGCAAGCCAUGAAUUCAACACGAGGUCUCUGCGUAAAUUCGUUGAGCAUGUCGUGGACACCGAGCUCAACCAACGCCUCAUUCCCAUUCUGGCCACGGCGGCGGCCCAAGACCAAAUCCUCGAUUUCCAAGACAUCCUCCAACGAUUCGCAUUCGACAACAUCUGCAAAAUCGCUUUCGGCUUCGAUCCGGAGUACCUGUCGCAGUCACUGGGGCCCAGCAAGUUCGCUCAGGCUUUCGACGCCGCCACCGAAAUCAGCAGCAGAAGGGCCGGUCACGCGCAUCCCAUAACCUGGCAAAUACAGAAGCUUCUGGACAUAGGAUCCGAAAGAAGACUACGAUUAGCAAUCUCUGAAGUGCGCGAAUUCGCCAAGAACAUAGUCAGAGAUAAGAAACGACAGCUCACCGAGGGGGCUUCCCUGGAAUCGGCCGACAUGUUAUCAAGGUUCUUGAGUUCGGGGCACUCGGACGAGGACUUCGUGACGGACAUAGUCAUCAGCUUCAUACUGGCAGGAAAGGACACCACUUCAGCGGCUUUGACGUGGUUCUUCUGGCUGCUUUCGAAGAACCCAGAAGUGGAGAAGAAGAUUGUGAAGGAGGUCGGAGAAAUAUCGGAAUCCCCAGUGUACGAUGAAGUGAAAGAUAUGGUAUUCACCCACGCAGCGUUGAGCGAGAGCAUGAGGUUGUACCCGCCGGUGCCGAUGGACACAAAAGAAGUAAUGGCGGACGACGUUUUGCCAGACGGGACCUCCGUGAAGAAGGGGAUGAGAGUGACAUAUCACGUGUACGCCAUGGGAAGGAUGGAGAAGCUGUGGGGGAGCGAUUGGGCUGAGUACAAGCCGGAGAGAUGGCUGGAGAGAGAUGGAAAUGGUGAAGAUUCGGAGAAGUGGAGGUACGUGGGGAGAGAUGCGUAUAGCUAUCCGGUGUUUCAGGCAGGACCGAGGAUUUGCUUGGGGAAGGACAUGGCGUACUUGCAGAUGAAGAGAGUGGUGGGUGCGAUUCUGACGAGGUUCAGGGUGGUUCCGGCGACGGCGGAAGGAGAGGAACCACAGUUCGUCUCCUUCUUGACGUCCAAGAUGAAGGGCGGCUUUCCAGUCAAGAUUCAUUCUCUGGUCUAAAUAAUGCACUUGUAUAAAACUGGAAUAUUCUAUAUUCUUUUAAAUUUGUAAUAAACAACUGUAGUUUUUAA
Molecule: messenger RNA, 1700 nt
Organism: Prosopis cineraria
Lineage: Eukaryota; Viridiplantae; Streptophyta; Magnoliopsida; Fabales; Fabaceae
Product: cytochrome P450 94A1-like
Exons: 1
Coding region: 85-1629 (514 amino acids)
Molecular function (GO): oxidoreductase activity, acting on paired donors, with incorporation or reduction of molecular oxygen; iron ion binding; monooxygenase activity
Source: RefSeq, a predicted model, not a curated record